GAUGCUCCCAAGUCCCAAUCUUCUUCAUCCACUCCAUUUUCUUCAAACGUUGGAAAGGAAGGAAAAUAGGCGCAAUCAGUGAUGACGUCGCCGUCGGCAUUGUUUUCUCUCUCAUUCUCCUCCUCCCUCCUCCUUUCUCCUCUAUCUUCCUCUCAAGACAAGAAUAGUUCCUCCACAGUCAAACCCCCAAAUUCUAGGGUUAUUUUUCACUGUGCAUUUGCAUCGCCCACCACUUCUUCUUCUACGACUUCGGUGCCCAAGAGGAGGCACUGGAAGGAAGGAGAAUACCCAGGAGUUUCAGAAACUUCAAUUGGCGGAAGAUCGAAGAGAACCCCCAUAAAGAACAUCAAGAAGAAGUUGGACCGCAAGAACAACGGCCGGGCUUGGGCCAACACUGUCACUGAAGCCCUGUCGGACCGCAUUCAGAAAAAGCAAUGGCUUGAAGCCCUUGAGGUAUUUGAAAUGCUCAAGGAGCAGCCUUUUUAUCAACCAAAAGAAGGGACUUACAUGAAGCUCCUUGUUCUUCUUGGGAAGUCUGGCCAACCCCAACGUGCCCGUCUACUUUUUGACACAAUGAUUGAAGAAGGGUUAGAACCCACCUCAGAACUUUAUACGGCCUUGCUAGCUGCUUAUUGUCGUAGCAAUCUAAUUGAUGGAGCAUUCUCAAUUCUUGACCAUAUGAAGACCUUACCUCUCUGCCAGCCUGAUGUUUUUACAUACAGUAUCCUGAUCAAGGCUUGUGUUGAUGGUUCACUAUUUGAAUUGGUUGAGUCCCUAUAUGAGCAAAUGUCUGAACGAUCAAUAACCCCAAACACUGUCACCCAAAACAUAGUGUUAAACGGCUAUGGAAAGGCUGGAAAAUUUGACCAGAUGGAGAAUGUGCUCUUGAGAAUGCUUGAGAGCACCACAUGUAAGCCUGACGUAUGGACUAUGAACACUAUUCUUAGCUUGUUUGGUAACAAGGGUCAGAUUGAAAUGAUGGAGAGAUGGUAUGAGAAAUUCCGCAAUUUUGGAAUUGAGCCAGAAACACGCACUUUUAAUAUUCUGAUUGGUGCUUAUGGGAAGAAAAGGAUGUACGACAAGAUGUCAUCAGUAAUGGAGUACAUGCGUAAGCUUUCAUUUCCGUGGACAACCUCAACCUACAACAAUGUGAUUGAGGCAUUCUCGGAUGCAGGCGAUGCAAAGCAUAUGGAGUACACAUUUGACCAGAUGCGUGCUGAGGGUAUGAAGGCAGACACCAAGACCUUAUGCUGCCUUAUUAAAGGAUAUGCUAAUGCAGGCCUUUUUCAUAAGGUGGUCAGUACAGUCCAGUUUGCUGGGAAGUUGGAGAUACCAGAGAACACCUCAUUUUAUAAUGCAGUUAUUUCUGCUUGUGCAAAGGCAGAGGAUUUGAUGGAGAUGGAGAGAGUUUUUAAGCGAAUGAAAGAUAAGCAAUGCCCACCAGAUUCCACAACUUACUCCAUAAUGGUGGAGGCAUAUAGAAAGGAAGGUAUGAAUGACAAGGUCUACGAUCUGGAGAAGGAGAAACAGAUGAUGGCUGCUAAUGGUCCUAAAAGUAAUGAGGAAAUAGAAAUGGAGGCUUUAGUUGAUAUCUAAUUGAGGGCUAAUGGUGUGACUGCUUUCUAUUAGUGUCCAAGUUUUGUAUAGGACUUAUGGCUAAACUGAUGUCCUGCAUGCCACAAUGGGCUUAUCAGUGUAGUUACUAAUUGAUCUGGUCACCGGGCUGUCACUUCCUGGGUUGGAUAACUGCAAUUACAGACGCUUCCGUGUAUUAUGUGAAGCAUUGAGGUUUCCUUUGAAUAAGCAAAUUGUCCAAGUGAACUAUUUCAGCGUCUUUCAUGUAUAUACAGUGUUCAUGUUUUGAUCAAGGUGAUGUUUGCCUUUCUCUGGACCUGUGGGUUUUUCUUUUUUUAGAAAGAGUCAUCUGUUCCCGUGAAAUACCAAUUGUACUGUUAUUGCUGUUUUUUACUUUACUAUGUUUGUUCAAAGAAGGAAUGCAUGACUUCGGAUUUUCAUGGUGUUCA
Molecule: messenger RNA, 2024 nt
Organism: Cornus florida
Lineage: Eukaryota; Viridiplantae; Streptophyta; Magnoliopsida; Cornales; Cornaceae
Product: pentatricopeptide repeat-containing protein At3g06430, chloroplastic
Exons: 2
Coding region: 82-1596 (504 amino acids)
Molecular function (GO): mRNA binding; protein binding
Source: RefSeq, a predicted model, not a curated record